Hypomesus transpacificus is the source of this 1693-nucleotide messenger RNA. RefSeq names its product ribonuclease T2 (gene rnaset2). Gene Ontology annotation, biological process: RNA catabolic process. The transcript has 11 exons. Bases 414 to 1175 code for a protein of 253 amino acids. The record is from RefSeq and is a predicted model, not a curated record. Gene Ontology annotation, molecular function: RNA binding; ribonuclease T2 activity. Gene Ontology annotation, cellular component: extracellular region. NCBI's taxonomy places the organism in Eukaryota, Metazoa, Chordata, Actinopteri, Osmeriformes, Osmeridae.
UGCAGCAGCUGUCCAUGUCGAAUGCACCUAUUCUCUGGGACUGGCUCUGUUAUGCAAUAAUCACGUGAACAGAUCACGUGAUUACCAUUCCGUAGAAUUCUCAGCACAGGCUUCGAACAGAAAAGGAUUCCUUUUGAUCGAAUACGAAACUGACGGAUUUAGGGAGUAGGCUAUACACUUCAAUCUGGCUAUCCCAAUUUAAACUAAUUAAUUGAUAGAUAUCUCAGUGAAAACCUUCACGAAUCGUUAUUAGGGUUAAGGUUCGUCUGAUUCUGAUUAAGGGUAGCCUAUAUUUUCUUUUACUCGAGUGUUUGAAGCCCAAGGCAAUACAAGCUGAAACCAAGCGUUUCCAACGAGCAAUAUAACAAAGACCCCCUCACUCUAACAGUGACCCUGUGUGUUUUGGUGUGAAUAUGAAUCUGACACCUCUCCUCCUCUGUAUUUGCUGCUGUUUUACAACCUCAGCCUAUUUUUUCACAUCUCCACACGUGUGGACCAAGCUGAUACUGACCCACCACUGGCCCAGCACCUUCUGCAGUAUGGAGCAUUGCCAUCCCAAUAUCAGCUACUGGACUGUGCACGGCCUCUGGCCUGAUAAAGGAAUGGACUGUAACAAUUCUUGGCACUUCAAUGAGAGUCUUAUUGAGGACCUACUCCCAGACAUGAUGAAAAGUUGGCCGGACCUGUUAAAACCAUCCACUACUUCAUUUUGGAAGUAUGAGUGGAACAAGCAUGGGACAUGUGCGGCCAGGGCACAGUCCCUGAACAGUCAGCACAAGUACUUCAGCAAAGCUUUGGAGCUCUACCACAAGCUGGACCUAGAUGGAGUUCUGAGAAAAUUCAAUAUUGUUCCCUCUAAGGAAUACUACUCGAAUGAGCAGCUGAGGUGGACCUGUGUGGACUCACUUAAGUUUGAUGACAUUGAGGGAGCCAUAUUGAAGUUCUACCAAGUGCAACCAAAGAUCCAGUGUGUUCAGCCUGGGAAGGGCAGCCAGACCCAGGUCCUAGGACAGAUUGAGAUCUGCUUUAACCCAGAGUUCCAGCUGGAGAACUGUGAAAAAAUUGAAGUUGACAUGGCAAUUUUGGGUAACAGCCCUAAGGCUGCAGGCUUCAGUGUAUGCGAUCAUACAAUGCCUGUGUACUAUCCACCACUGAAGCGCAGAACUGAUGUCUAACAUGGUAGUCAGGUCAGUCAUCUUUAGAAUGAGGUAAAGUGCCUUGUCUAUGCUUGGUGAAAGGGUUUGCCGGGUAACACUGUCAUGACCCAGUAAUCAGCCGAGUCUGAGAAGAAAACUUUGUACAACCUAUUACAGUUUGAUUUAUAUUGACUUACUGUUACAUUAUCCUAAUUACCGGCAACACUAGUUUUGUAGGUUACGUCAUUGGUUCAGUCAUACAUGAAAAGAUUAUUAUGAUGUGACACAUUUGUUGAUUUUGAUUUCUGUCUGGGGAUUUUGUCUUUAAAAGUGCACUUUUAUUUUAAGAUUAUUCAUUUUUAAGACAUAUUGUGUGUCUAGACACUACUGCUAUUAAAUGAGUUGAUUGGUGUGUUAUGAAUGUUGAACCAUGUUUAGCCACUAGGAGGAAGCACACCUCUAAGGCAGGGCCUACCACAGGCAGACUAUGUUAUACUCGAUCUGUGUGAUUGACUUAAUUGUCCAAUAAUAAAGUUCUUUAUUAAAGAAAAAAAAAA